CAGCCAUCAUCGUCGCACGGUUACGGCCUGCUGCUCUUGGAUCCUUCUGCUUUAAAGUAGCAUUCUCAUUGCUAUAUCCUACGCCUCCACGGGUCCACAGCCCAGCUAGCAGACCGGGACUGCACAAAUGUCGUCCGGUGACGCUAGCCUACCCACGGACGGGGCCGAAACGGACGGGGCCGGGACGGUCGACUCGACCUCGGGCGAUGCGACACUACCCCCGCCGACGUCUGGCCAGGAUACUGGGCAGGACUGCCCACCGGCAGGGGCCGGCACGUCUGACACCCCAGUUGAACACGGCCCGAAGCUUGCAACAGAUGUCGGCGGCUUCGCCGAUGAGAUCCAGGCGCUGAAGACGAAGCUCCUGGAGCUCGAACGACAAGCCCAGAACAAUCCCGCACCCACGGAUGGGAAAGGACAGCGACCUCAGGGCAUGGACGAUCUUGAGGAAUAUAGACGCAUGGAAGCCUGUCUCAAGAAUCAUCGAAAGGAGUGGGAGCGUCUCCUCCAGCUCUCUCGCGAGGUUGCAGACGGCCAGGAGCAUGGCUACGCUGGCACGGAUGAUGGGUUUGAUGACAUCAUUGACUACGGUAGCCGUCGGGAUAGGCUCCGUAAGAAUUUUGAGUGGGAGAUGGAUCGCCUCUACAUGGAAGAAGAAUGGGACAGCCGCAGGAAGGAACAGAAGGAAGCGGCCAAAGAGCGGGACCGUUUCGAGGCAGAGGCAAAGGAGGGAGAAAAGCCACUCGAGGGAAAAGAACGGCCUGACGAAGGCAUGCAGACCGACGCUGUGGAGCCGCCUCCCGUCCCCGAAGUUGUCCAGCCCCAGCUCAAAAGGCUAGACUGGGUUGACUUCAAAUCGCUUGCCAAUGCGGACGAAGACCUGGCAUAUCCUAUAUCAAUUCUCAUGGGCGAGCCCGAAGUUGGCGAGGAGCUUCGUGGUAGUCGGCGCGUGUACGGUUUCUCGGGCCAGGUCCGCAAACGGGAUAUCGCCCCGGAUUCCAAGCCCUCCUCAUCCAUGCUGCCUGGGCGGAUGCAGCUUCCUGAAAGAGCCCGGAUUCACUCUAAAGCCCUUCUUCACAUCCUCGGCAUCAUCUCUGGGUGGGCAACUCGCUCACAUCCUGUCGUCCUCAUCAGGCCAUUCAAGGCGCUGGCUUAUCACGAGCGGGCGCUGCGAAACUGGUGCACCGCCCUGGAGAAGAAGUUCGAAACAGCGCCAGAGACGAGUACCGACGUCCCAGCAGCAGUGGAGAGCACAGCAAAUGAUCCGCCCAAAGACGACGUUGCCCCUGAGGCACUGGAGAAGGGGUCGGGCCAAGUCUCAGCAGACGUUACUGGUAGUUCCGAGAAUCCGGCUUCGGCGAGAGGAGAGUCACUCAAGGAGAAAGAUGAAACAGGUCAUGACUCGGACACGGACACGGACUCGGACAUGGGCUCGGGCUUGGACCCAGAGUUAGACAAAGUGGCCAAGUCACCGAUGGCUCUGGAGCACCUGAAGUGUCUCCUAAGCUUCGUGGACUCGGACAUAUCGGUAAAGAAGGCAUACCUCAAGAGCCCCGACUGUCGCAAAGUGUUCUUCUCGGACCUCUGGCACCUUUUUAGGCCCGGGAUGGAGGUAACGGGUAGCGACGGAAGACAGGCCUACAGGGUCAUCGACGUCACUAGCGCCAAGCACCGCGUGGCCCCCCGCUGGGAGAGGUGGUACAGCGACUUGGGGGAGAGCAAGAAGACGCCCCCCUUCAGAAUUACCUACGUUUACAUCGACUUUGACGGUAAAAGCUUGGGACCCGUCCCCAAAGUCUUCAACUUUAGGAAGUUCGAGGGUGAGGUCGACAUCACAUCCUUGGAGGUGUACCCGCUCCGAUUCCACCCAGCCAAGAGGGCCGACUUUACCGAUUCUGAGUGGGAGAAGCUCGAGGCCCUUCCAGCCAGCGAGAGACAUCGACAGAGGCUCGUACGCCGGGGCGCCAAGUUCCUCCGGGUUGCCGGCGUCAAGCACAUGUACUACGCCGGGCCAACGCUGGAGGCGCGUGACGAGGUGGAGAGCCCUGUGGUGAUUGAUUUCGAAACUGCCUUUUCUGUUGACGACCCGGCCCUACUUUUAACCAAACCCGAGUUAAAAACAAUGGUUGGGAACCCCGAGGCCAAAGACAGCGACAAGGAUGCAGCAGGCGAAUCUUGCAUGGCUGAAUGUUGCCGGAGAGAAGUCGUGUCCGACGACUCCGAUGUGGACAAGAAGCAAAGAGAGGACUAUGUCAAUAGCCUCCUGCCCGAUGCGGGAGCCGUGGACGAACAGCCAUCGAUCGCCAUCAUCCCGCGGCCUUUGAAAGAGCUGCGCACCGGCAGAGAUAGCUAUCUCGUCUCCGAUGAUGAGCUCGUCAUCAUGUCACACCGCGUCUUUGGCUUCGUCCUGCGGAGUCGCAAAUGGGCCAAGCUCGAUCUCUCGCACCUGACCGAUAUCCAUCUCCCGACGGCCGAAGAAGGCAAGGACCAGCAGGGCGAGGCCGGGGACAAAAAGAGCAGCACGGCUUUCGACCGCCUCGUCCUUGAGGAAUGGCACCGUCCCAUGAUAUUGUCGCUCAUUGCCCAACAUUUCCGAGACAAGUCGACGGUAGGCCAGAGGGAAGAGUUUGACAUUGUCAAGGGAAAAGGAAAGGGCCUGAUCCUGCUGCUCCACGGUGCCCCUGGAGUAGGCAAGACGUCCACGGCUGAAGGAGUAGCCGAAAUGUUCAAGAAGCCGCUCUUUCAAAUCACAUGUGGUGAUCUCGGUACCACCGCAAAUGAGGUUGAGAGGGCGCUAGAGACCAACUUUGCGCUGGCCAACAGGUGGGAUUGUAUCCUGCUCCUCGACGAGGCUGAUGUCUUCCUAGCUGAGAGGGGGAGAACGGACUUCCAAAGGAACGGACUCGUGUCAGUCUUCCUGCGCGUUAUGGAGUACUACGCGGGCAUCCUAUUCCUAACGACCAACCGCGUCGGCGACUUUGACGAAGCCUUCGCGUCACGCAUCCACCUCAGCCUCUAUUACCCCGAGCUGGACAGCGACAAAACGGUCAAAGUGUUUGAGCUCAACCUGCACAUGAUCCGGGAGCGCUUCGCCAAAAAGGGGCGAAACAUCGAUAUUGAGGAGAGGGCCAUCGGCGCCUUCGCCGCCAAGCACUUCGCCAAGCACGAGCAGGCGCGCUGGAACGGCCGGCAGAUCCGCAACGCCUGUCAGACGGCCUUGGCGCUAGCCGAGUUCGAGGCCCAGGGCAACAGCCACGAGGCCAUCCUGCGGCCCGACGCCCGCGUCAAGCUGGGCGUCGGGCAGUUCAAAGUUGUGCGCGACGCCUACCUCAAGUUCUCCCAGUACAUGAACGACCUGUACGGGACUAACCCGGCCCGCCGCGCCAAGGAGGCCAGGCUGCGCGCCAUCUGGGUCGACGAGGACAACAACAUCGUGGCCGACCCUGGCGGCAGAGCCAUGGACAAAAGAAGCUUCGCCGCCGCGUCCAGGCUCCAGCCUCAGGCCCCGCCGCAGCAUUUCCAACAGCAGCAGCCGUCCCGCAUGCAGGGGCAGCACUAUGGCUACCAGAGCGUCGCGGCAUCGCAUGCGGGCUACGCCAACACGGGCCACAUAGCGACAGCACAGGCCGGCCAGCCCUGGGAAAACCAGGGCGCGAGGGCUGCUAGUCCUAACUUCAACGUCAAUGUUAACCCCAACCCCCAAUACCAAGGGUCCUGGGAGGGACAGAACGACCCGAUGGCUCCGCGGCAGCAGCAGCCGCGGGGAGGGCAGCUUUACGACCAGAACCAGCACCAACACCAGCAGCAGCAAGCCUAUUCGGCAGUGCUAGAGCGGGGCAUCCAGGGCAUGUACGCGCCGUCGGGCCCACAGGCCGCUGGGCAGCUGCCAUCAAACAACCCCCCGCCGGGUAGUGGAAGCGCCUAUUCCCCGGGGCCCGGUCCUGGGCAACAGUGAGCAAGGGCUCCGAGCCCGGGGCAGUGACGACGAGACCGGCAUGUGCACGAUUUAUUGCUGGUGCCGUGUUUUGUGAUGUUCCUUUCUCCCUCCUCGUCUCGCGCCAAGUGGAUGGCGAUUGAUCGUCCAUCAGUAAGUCCAUAUUGCUUCCACAGCGAAAAGAAAAUAUCCACUAUUGCAAAAGCCAUGUUUAUUACGUAGCGCAUCAUCAAUGACAGGAAAUAGUAACCAUUUUCCCG
Molecule: messenger RNA, 4194 nt
Organism: Gaeumannomyces tritici R3-111a-1
Lineage: Eukaryota; Fungi; Ascomycota; Sordariomycetes; Magnaporthales; Magnaporthaceae
Exons: 7
Coding region: 128-3955 (1275 amino acids)
Molecular function (GO): ATP binding; ATP hydrolysis activity
Source: RefSeq, a predicted model, not a curated record